Messenger RNA from Sphenostylis stenocarpa, 1161 nucleotides. Lineage: Eukaryota; Viridiplantae; Streptophyta; Magnoliopsida; Fabales; Fabaceae. The record is from the annotation of a GenBank genome assembly.
AUGGUGGGCAUAUCAAAACAAAAGCUUUUACCUCUUGAUGAAAAUCUUGCUGGAGUGGAGUCACGUAUACGUGAAAUAUUAUCCCGUUUGCAAAUCUCUGAUCCCACGGUCAUCAUGAUGGGAAUAUGCGGAGUUAGUGGAAUAGGUAAAACCACUCUGGCUCAAGUUUUGUAUGAUUACAUUAGCCAACAAUUUGAAGGUUCAUGCUUUAUCAGUGACGUCAGAGGAAAUUCAGCGAAAUAUGGGUUUACAUUUCUCCAAGAGGCAAUUCUUUCUGAUAUAGCUGGUGAAAAUACCAAGGUGGUUAAUGAGAACCAAGGAAUUUCAAUCCUUAUUAGGAAGUUGCAAGGCAAAAGGGUUCUUCUGAUACUUGACAAUGUGGACAACCUGGAGCAAUUAGAGUAUUUAGCAGGAGAAUGCAACUGGUUUGGUUUGGGAAGUAGAAUUGUCAUAACUAGCACGUGUAGAGAUGUUCUAGCUACUCAUGGAGUUGAAAAUAUAUAUGAUGUACCUAAAUUAAAUUACUAUGAAGCUAUUCAACUUCUAAGUUCCCAGGUAACCGAGGGACCUGUACCUGAUUAUUAUUAUGUGGUUUGGAAACGUGCAAUUCACUAUUCCAAUGGCCUUCCAUUGGUUUUGAAGUAUAUUGGUUCUGACUUGUUAGAAAAAAUGAAGGCUGUUGAUUUUAGUUUAUCAGAAAUAUCAGUAGAGGAAUUGGAGAUUGUACUAGAAAAAUAUGAAGGAGUUUAUGAGGGAGGAAAAAUUCAGAGUAUACAUAAAGUGAGUUAUGAUAGUUUGAAUGAAUGUGAGAAGAGAAUUUUCCUUGAUAUUGCAUGUUUCUUCACCGGAGAGCCAGUGUCAUAUGUUGAAGAAAUACUAUCAGCUUGUGGUUUCGAGCCAAAAUAUUAUAUUACCAGACUUAUUGAUAGAUCUCUCCUAUCUAUCACUCCCACUGGAAGCUUUAUGAUACAUGAUCAUAUCAAAGACAUGGCCAUGAAAAUAGUGCAACAGGAAUCACCCCUGCAUCCAGGAAAACGAAGUAGAUUAUGGUGCCCUCAAGAUGUUCUUCAAGUUUUAAAUGAAAAUGAGGUUAGUACUAUAUUCACUGGUUUUAUGGUUUUAAAUGAAAAUGAUGUUAUGUUUGUAUGUACUAGUAUGUGA